Physella acuta is the source of this 2067-nucleotide messenger RNA. RefSeq lists its product as uncharacterized. NCBI's taxonomy places the organism in Eukaryota, Metazoa, Mollusca, Gastropoda, Physidae. The record is from RefSeq and is a predicted model, not a curated record.
AGUUGGUGGUGUGUAUUGAUACAUUCGUCGCAAAGUUGCAGAUGGUGUAGGACAGCUUGUUGCAUAUGGAUUGAAAAAUCGAUUCAAAAUAUUUUUACCCUCGCCUUAUUUUAAGCGUUGGUCUUUUUUAAUACUGUGUUGAUAUACAGUUGGAAUACGUUUACCGUUCGUUAUUAGACUGGAUAUUAUUAGUUUUAAAUUUUUCUUGAUUAAAUCGUGAAGAAAUAUUCUUUAAAUUAUAACAUAUUGUGAAUUGUGAAUGGUUUAAGGUGAAAGAUUUGGAGAAGUUUAACCAUGGCUUACGUUGUGUUCAGAGUGUGUUUGGUGUUGUGUUUGACCAUUCUGUUAAACGGCCAAGAAACCGAUGUGGUCGGGGGUUCUCAAACAAACACCACCGCCGCACCCUCACUCCCGAACGACACGACCCCGGGGCUUGCCAAAUCCGACACGAACACUCCAGACCAGCAGGCGUCUCCCGUCGCAGACAACUCCACCAACAUCGACUCCGGUACUGACGGGGAAGCAGACGAUCUCGCCUCGUAUAUUGUAGAAAAAAUCGGGCAGCUUUUUAACUCGGACACUGAGGCGGAGAAUGUUGUGAGUACAACGCCAGGUCAGCAAAUAUCGGUGGACUGUCAGCAUGUGGCGGACCUACGAGACUACUACCCUGGGGAUGUUCCGUUUGAAGGCAACACCACGGUGAGGUAUCUGCUGGAGUCGGUCUUCAAGCCGGACGUUGUGAAGCUGCUUCAGACGGACUGUGGACGGGGAAGCUGGUGUCUGUCUAGUGGAUACACUCAGAAAUUUGAUGACCGAGGGCCGUUUUGUUACACUGAAGUGUGGUCUGCAUUGAACAGCAUGAUGAGAUUACGGGAAAACUGCGAUGAAAAGGAACUGACGUUGUUGACCAAUGUCAUCAACUUGCUGUGUGGACUGUGUAGUGAAGGAACUCAGGACUGCUGUGCCAGAACACUUGAAGCACUUUACGUUACAUAUGCCGACUUGACCCACCCUAACGGAACGCAAAAAGAAGCUUUGGCCCACGAUGACUGCAAUGAAUACAAAGUUCAGAUGACCAAAACUUACCUUUGUGCGGACGAUGUGUGCUACUUUGACCAAAGGGUUCUACUGGAAAGUUACGAUGCUUGGAGAGUGAUCUCCACCAACGCCAGCUCUAUGGUACUGAAGUGCAACAUCACCUACCAGUGUCAGACCCUCAUGCCCACCACGCCCUCCUACUACGGCGACUACUCCGACGACCUGAGCAAGGACUACGAGCAAGAGCUGGAAGAGCUGGUUGAAGAGCUGGAGAAGCUGGACAAAGACCUCUCCACCCAACAGCCAACCCCAGCUUUCGGAGAUGCCGAGAUCUCAACCCCAGCCUUCAUAAAUAACGAGGAGGUCAACCCUAAAGUUUUCAACCAAGACGAAUACGCUGGGGAUAACUCGGAAAUCAAUAACGAAAAUACGUACGGAGUGGACACAGACCGGACCAUGCUGCUGGGUCUCAUCUCCAUGACGAUAGUGCUGGUGUUGGGGCUGGUGGCGGUGGCCUACGUGGGCCUGAAGAAGUACCGACGCCAUCUGUACGCCAACUACAGGCGUGGCUACUCCCAGCUCAGGGAGGAAGAGUCAAAGAUGCUACGUCAGGAGUACAACUGAUCUAAUUCGCAUGCAGUACUCUGUGAAUUUGGACAUUUUGACACAGAUGUUGGGGAACUGAGAUAUUGAAUAACCAUGUCUUCCUGUAAUUUUUUAAGGCGUCCAAACAAACAAAAAAUUUAAGAGUGGUUUAACAAUUUGUGGUUUUUUUAACACCGAAAGAUACUGUAAAGUUUGUUGUUUUUUUUUUAUUUCUUCAAAAAACCAAUUGCAAACACAAUUUUUUUAUUUAUUUAUAUUGAACAUAUUUUAAUGAAAAAUAUUCAUAUUAUUCAUAUGUACAUUUUUUCUUAUUUGAUUUUUAAAAUAGCUUCAUUUUCGUGCUUAAUGUAUUGUCACAAGAAUCUAUUCCAUUUGUACCAUUUUCCUUUGUACCGUUACCGGUUGUACCAUUUUUCUUUGUAC